GAAAAGACCCACUGACAGAAAAGAAUGUCAAUUUUUGCAGAAAAAACAACCGAAAAUAUAAUUUUUGAAUCACGGCCUGACGACGAUGAGCCUUUUGGAUUUAGAAUGGUGGAUUUAUCUAUUUAUAGUCUUAUCUUUCUUCAUGACAUGCUUGGGACUUAACUAUGUGGUUAAGAAAAUCAAUGAAGCGAAGAUAGACGAGAGAUUCAUAAGAUUGCUUCAUAAAGCUUCAACAACGCAGGCAACGCAAGUUAACGGGCCACUAAUUGUAAUGGAAACUACCAAAGGAAUAAGACAGAACAGUUCUAGAUCAGCACAGCCCUCUCCUACAGGCAUCUCUCUGGUAUUCAACCAAGAGGAUAAUAAAAGAAAACAGGAUCUAGAUGAGACAUAUAAUAUCAUUAAAAACUCCAUCGACCCAAAGAGAUUUGACUCUUUAUCUCUUAAUUCAAAAUUCUCACAAGAAACAGUAGACCUGCCUAUGACUAAAACUGAACAUUAUAUAAACGAGAUUGUAACAAACAAAAUUAUUGAAUCCGCACACAAAGUUAACACAGCUGCGCCUAAAGAAACUUCUUCUCUAGCUCAAAAUAAUUGCAAUGGAACUGAUAUUAAAACAGUUCUUGUCAAAAAGAAUGAAUACGGAUACCCGUCUAUUAAAGAAACUACGUCAACUGAUCGAAGCGAUUGUUACAUUACUGAAGUAAUGGCUGUUACAAAGAAUGACACAGGAUUCGUUCCAGCAAAAAGAGCUUUACCCACUACCGAUUAUAAUAGAAGAGAGAUUAUCGCCCUAAAAGAUACAGAACGUAUAAUAGCGAAGGAAACAACAUAUCUUAUCCAGAGCGAUAAUAACGACCGCGAUAAAGACGCGCACAACCCAAAGACUAAAUCUUCAGAUAAAUCCGAAAAUGAAGCAGCUUCAUCAGGUCCACGGAGUGCUGAUGACAACGAACCUUCAGCAAUCAAAAAGCCUGAUCCAAAUAGAACUGUUGCCAAACCUAAUGUUCCCGGUAUGAAAAUAACAGAAUCGAAAAUUAGAGAAGCUAUUACUAAAGCGAAAGAAGAAAUAGACGCAAUCAAUUUAAAAAAGAAAGCACUAGAGAGUAGCUUGGAAAAAAACACUGAUGCAACAGCAACUAACAAGGAAGGUUCACCGACCAACAAAACUGCAGGUUCAAUUUUUGUUAAAGAAACUCUACCUAAAAGUGGUCGCGUUGUAACUGAAUCAAGUCCCGUCAAACUCAGUGAUUCUGGAAACAGUAAUGCAAAAAACUAUUCGUCUCAUAUCCAUGGUCAUGCGACUGAAAAGCCAGUAAAAAUUAGCGACUCCUCACAACUACGUCCCCUUAAAAUUAGUGACUCUGAUGCAACGAAAAACAUUUCAUCCCAUGCUAUUAGUGUUCCAAAUGUCAUAGCAAACCCAUUAAAGCCAAAUAAAUCCGGGCAACUUGCUGCAAAAGACACAUCAUUGCAUAUCAAAAAUGUCAAUAGCAGUGACAAAUUAAGUUCGCCUAAAAGGACUGAACACAUUGCUACCAAAAUAACCUCACCGAAUACAAGAACUGAUCAGAAAGUGAGUAGGGAAGCGACGGAGAAUAAGACCGAUAAAAAAGAAGAAAAUGUGUUUUCGGAUACAAGUCCAGCCCACACUCAAAGUCAUCGUCACGACCCUGCGAUACACAGUGCAGUUCCAGCAACAAAAAGUGAACCCAGGCACUUGCCUGACCAAGUACCACCUAAUAUUGGUAAUGUUCAUAAAGAGGCUGUAGAAAAACCUGGUAAAAUAAAACCUGAACACAUUACUGCAACUCCGAUUGCAUCCCCUGAAAUUGGACGAGAAGCUGCUAAGCCAAAGUCAAUGCAGCCACACAGUGAUCAAAAAGAGAGGGAUGGCGUUACCGUUAAAAAAGACCUUCAUACUACGAGUACUGCACCCCACACUGAAACUCAUACUAAUAUAGCCAAAGAAACCAUUAAACAGAGUGAACACGGCCAAGAAGCCGUAAAACCAACCCCAUUGCAUCCUCGAGGUGAUCAUAGAGAUAAACAAGAUGUUACUGGUACAAAAGAGUUCACCGGACAUGCUUUAACUGCUACUCAUUCUCAUACUCAAACUGAUCAUAGCGUAGAUCCCACCAAAAAGACAGAAUUGCAACGAGAAGCUGUCAAGGCAACGUCGCAUGGACAUGGUGUUAAGAAGAAUGAAGACAUUGCUGGCAAAAUUGAAACUGGUCAUAAUGUACCCGCAAUUAUUCCUGCAAAGAUAGGUGAACAUGUAAUUGCACCUCAAACAAUAGCUCAUCAUCCAGCAAAUGAAGGUCUGGCUGGUAAAAAAGAAGAAAAGAGGACAGUUCGGAGAACUCCUAAAGAUACUACUUCAUCUGGUACACAAACUGACCCCAAAAUAACCAAAUUUGGUAAAAGAUAUGAAUCCGACCGAAAAGAUAUCAAAGGGCUUUCAACACUAGCUCGUAGCGAUCCAAAACCCCUUGAAGGAGUAGUGAAGAUAGAAAAAGCCGGUCCAAUUGCGGCUACGGAAACAGUAUUCCAUCCACAAACUGACCAUACUGCAACCGGAAUAAUUCCUGUUACAAUGAGUGGACGAAUUGCUGCUAAGCAAAUAACAGUAAAUACCCCAAGCAAUCGAAAUGUAACUGAAUUGGUGCCUAUUAAAAUGAGCAUACCCACAAAUAAAGCCCUAAAUAAUGAAGGUGAAACUACUACAGCUACUCACCGAAGUGAUGUAGGUAAUAUUAAAAUAAAUGAACCUGUGCCAAUUACAAUAGAAAGAAAUGUUCCAGGAAUUUCAGCCAUUACAAAACCUAACACACCUACGCAUUCAAGCAGUAUCCCUAAGAAAACCAUCGAUCCUAAUGUCUCACAGAGUGACGAACCUCAAGGUACGACUGAAAAUUCACAAACAGGUUUAAAAGAGAGACUCAAGGCCCUAUUGAGCCCGCCAGUCUUGAACGAGGACGUUAUGGUAUUGAAACCAAGCCCUAGCUCGAAAAAGUGAUAAUAACACUUAUUUUGAUUAAGUAAAUUUUAAUUUAGUACAUAUUUAUGUUAUGGCACUUAUGUGAGUGUAUAGUUUUAUUUACCCAAUGGAACCCUGAUUGAGGCCCUGAAUGAAACUAUUGUAGGAUUAUAUUAUUAAAUUAAAUUUA
Messenger RNA from Helicoverpa armigera (cotton bollworm), 3170 nucleotides. RefSeq lists its product as uncharacterized. The record is from RefSeq and is a predicted model, not a curated record. The coding region runs from base 86 to 3019 and encodes 977 amino acids. NCBI's taxonomy places the organism in Eukaryota, Metazoa, Arthropoda, Insecta, Lepidoptera, Noctuidae. The transcript has 3 exons.